CGUCACGGCGCCGGUGUGCCUGUAUGCGGCGUCGGCCAAAGCGUACCGCACGCACAUCGAAACACCGCCAAGCCAACAUCGCUCUCGACGUCAAAUGCAAGCAGUCAGCGGUGUCGGCUCUUGACCCGGUCUCUCGCCAUGGCUUCCGUGACUACAGCGCCGGCGGAGCGGACUUCAACGUCCGGUAGAAAGGCAGACGCACAGCGACAACCCACGUGCCGUUCUCGAAAGAAGCCACAGCAAGAUAAUCCAGAGGCGACUGCCAAAGCGUGUCGGCAACGCAUGAAAUCGCCACAAAAGCUUCCAGCCCACCUACAAGUUGGGCGCCAGGCUGGUGAGGGAGGUGCAUGCUCGGAGACCGAGAUCCUCUUCAAAUGCUGUUUCUGCACCCUUGUCACCAGAUAUCAGCGUGAAAUCCUCGGUCACUUGGUUGUUCAUGGUGACGAUGAACAACUCGAGUGCCAGCAGCGCCCAAAGUCCUCUUCCGAAGCGGAAGACUUAAGACGCCACAUUGAGCUUCACGAGCAAAAAGGAUCUGCUGAGUGUCAGCUGAGUGAUCCCAUUCCAACGCACCCGUGUAAAAAACCUUUCGAUUGUAUGCAAGCUUUUCAAGCCGUCACUUGGAGUAAGCAGUUCAUAUGUGUCAGCUGCGCGAAGGGAUUCGCGCGAAGCAUAGACUGUAUAGACCACAUUCGAAAACACUCAGACGAGAGGCCUUUCGAAUGCGAGCUAUGUGCCAAAGUCUAUAGUUCGCGUACAAACAUGAUGCGCCACCUGCGAAGACAUACGGGAGAGAGGCCUUUCAAGUGCAAGUAUUGUAGCAAGGCAUUUACUCAUACCUACCUUCUUACCUCCCACAUGCGCACACACUCAGGCGAGAAGCCCCACAAAUGCGAGCAGUGUCAGAAAGCCUUUAGCGAGGAAGGGAGACUGAAGCGGCACAUUUUAAUGCACACGGGCGAAAGGCCUUACAAAUGCCACCGAUGUCCCAAAGCGUUUAAUGUUUACCGGUCCCUGACGCAGCACCUUCAAACGCACGCGGGCCAUAGAUCUUUCAAAUGCGACCUAUGUCCUGAAGCCUUUAACACACGUGGCACCCUGACGAAGCAUAUUCGAAUUCACACAGGCGAGAAACCUUACAAAUGCGAGAAAUGUUCCAAAGCCUUUAAUGCACGUGGGAGCCUGACGAAGCACAUUCGAAUGCACACGGGCGAGAGGCCUUACAAAUGCGACAAGUGUCCCAAAGCCUUUGGUGCACUGGGCACAUUGAAACAGCACAUUCGGAUGCACACGGGCGAGAGACCUUACAAAUGCAAAAAAUGUUCCAAAGGUUUUGGUGCGCCUUGGACCCUGAAGGAACACAUGAAAACGCACACGGGUGAGAGGCCUUUUAAAUGCGACCAGUGUCCUGGAGCCUUUAGCGUGCGUUCGAACCUGAAGCAGCACAUCCGAGUGCAUCAUAAGAUGUACAAUGGCACAUCUCAGCACUUGCCAUAGUCAGUCGACCCGAGCAAAGGGGAGUGUUAUGUACGAAAAAGGAACUGCCUGGGAAUCGGAAGCAUGCGACAAGACAGUAACGUCAUGGUGCGGCUCCUAGUAGAAGCAUUUCGCAGAGGCAUCGGGUUUAGUAGCCGACCUAAGUUUUUAUUCAUUGCUAGCUUGCAUAAGCACAGGGCAAUACUAAACGUAAAGGCCACAAUCGGCGCUAACAUUUCUUUUACACGAGACCCGGGAAUUAAGAACAAGUCCCCUCUAUGCGCUGGUGAAAACAACCAGGGUGAUCUCAAUCCCAGUUCGUGUACUAAACUCUUGCCAGCGGGAGAAAAGUUAUUUUAUGAGUUAAAAGUACUUUUCUUGUUGAUUUUACCACCAAGGGCCGAUUGCACCAACACCGCUGAGCGUGAAUCAGAACUUGGUCGCAGACCUAUGCUGGGUUUUGGUUUCGUUCUGUUACACUAAAAUCACUCAUUGCUAAACCUAGCAUUACAUUUCGCCUGUCGUCGGCUCUCAAUUUUGGGCACUUUUCUUUCUUUUAAUUUUUAUUCCCGGAUUUAAACCAUGGCGACUGGUUUUUAGCGGUGAAUGCAGUGGAAAAGUGUGUGUAAAAAGUUUUAGGCUUUAAUAGCGUGAAAGUCUCGACAGAAUGACCUUCGAUACUAAGAAGGAUACAAAUUACUGUUGUGUGAAGUGUUUGUCGACCCCUGCUUUCAAGUGAGCCUUUCACUUUUAGUGCUUGUUAGCCCUAACCGGGGCAGGUAUGCAGCUGUGGGGCAGAUGUCAGUCUUCCUGUUGGUUUUUCUGUUAACGUGCUUAUUCGUAUGUAUUCAUUUGUGCAUAUCUGUGACGUAUUGCUAUAUACAACCUUGAUUAUUUUUACUUUCAAGGCAUAUCUUUUAUUUUGAUCAGCGCAUUGAAUAGCUGCAAUCUUGAUCUUGGCGAUCAGCUGAGUUUCGACAUUUCUGCCAUUUGCAUCAGAUUGUGACGAACGGCCCACUUAGAUAAUAAAACAGCGAAAAAUGCUUUUUUUUUGUUUUUAGAGCUUUGUGCCAAUUUUCAAUGAAGUUCCCUUGUCUCGCGAGUAGAAUCUUAGCUUCGAAAAACUUUCGUUCUACAAUCGUAACUUUUCUGGUGAUUGUGCCUUGUGGAGAUAUUGGGCUCUAUACCUUUCUUUCAUGGCGAUGACAAAUCUCAACAACUAUGAUGCCAGAUUCGCUCAGCAUUGUAUCAGUGUAGGCUGCUACGGUUGGUGGGAGGAGACGACCGUUCUCGGCGACACAAUGUGAUGAACUGGUGGGAGUUUUCACGCUUCAAAGACCGCCGCUGUCUAUUUGUUCAAGUAUGUAGACAAUAGCAUGACCCUUAGUGAACUCCAGGUGUGCCUGUUAUCACUCGCCAAGGAGCUUCUGGUUGUUCUUCUCUGUCAGCAAUAAUAAAAAAAAACUGUUCUGAGUGACCUCUUGGUGUUUAUAAAUUGACAGUCUGUACGAUCAUCAAGGGAUCCAUCGGUGGUAUCGCUUUGUUGUAUGGGUAGUUAUACAUUCUUUCCAAAUCACCGAAACAAAAAACAGAUAGUUCCAUUACCAAGGGGUUUGACAAGAUAAAGCCAUUUCAAGAUGUAAUUGGUCUGGUUGAAGUCGAAAAUUAUCUUGAAGGCGUCUGAUCCUACCAAUAUAUUUUAGCCAUCAUUGGUCCUCCUUUGUUCUCUGGUUCUUUCCGGGGUCCGUGUGCCUUUUAUUACUUGGAGUUUCUAAUAUCUGAUUGAAAUAUUUGCGUAGAGCUACUCUUCAAGAUUUGCCGCCCCACGCACGCACCGAAUUCUGCUCCCUAGUCA
Ixodes scapularis (black-legged tick) is the source of this 3331-nucleotide messenger RNA. Its product is annotated as zinc finger protein 664. The record is from RefSeq and is a predicted model, not a curated record. The transcript has 2 exons. Lineage: Eukaryota; Metazoa; Arthropoda; Arachnida; Ixodida; Ixodidae. Bases 139 to 1497 code for a protein of 452 amino acids.